This is a messenger RNA of Chenopodium quinoa (quinoa), 4135 nucleotides long. RefSeq lists its product as uncharacterized. The record is from RefSeq and is a predicted model, not a curated record. Bases 823 to 3567 code for a protein of 914 amino acids. The transcript is spliced from 8 exons. Lineage: Eukaryota; Viridiplantae; Streptophyta; Magnoliopsida; Caryophyllales; Amaranthaceae.
AACAUAUACAAGGCACGUGUCGCCUCGAACGGUUCGAUAGGACAUACGGAGUAGGAGAAACUACGAUCCGCAGGAGCCUCAAAUCCCCAAAUCUAUACUCGCACGACCACCAACUCACCCCCAUCAAUUUCCAAAAAUACCCUCGAAAACAUUAUCUAUUUACACCUCAUACCCUUUCCUGCAAUCCUGCUGUCCUCCUUUACAAAAAGUCAAAAAGCUAAACUCACCUCCACUUUCUAUUUCUCUCUCUUCAUCCCUUUCACUUUCUCUCUCAUCACCUCCAUUAAAAUCAUCACAUUCACAAAAAAAUUUCCAUUGAUGAAGCAAGCAAAAACCCCCAUUUCUGGGUUUUUUGUUUUCUUACAUAAAAAUAGGAGAGAUAAACUUAAAAGCUCUGAUUUUUUAUCAUAAUCCCAGGGAAUUCAAUGCUGAAUCUUUAGCUGGGUUAUUCUCCAAUUCAUCUAUAUCCUCGAGAUUACUCGAGUUUUAACGAAUGUAUCGUGUACGAAUUCGGGUUAUUUUUAGUGAUGAUUGAAGAAUUGGAAAUUUGGAGUGCUUAAAUUUAUAAGAAGGGGAAAUUUGGUCUUUUUGGUUUUCUCUUAAGUGAAGAUCAGAUUGUCCAAUUUUGAGGGUUUGGCAUCUUUUUUGUUUUUUUUUGGAAUUGUUCCUGUUUUAUGAGUGGGAACGUGCUACUGUUGGAAGUAUUGAUUCCUUGCUAUCAGAUGAAGGUUUGAUAUAUUCUUGGUGGUGGGGUUUUAUUAAAUUUGAAGAUUUUUGUUAUUUUCAGGUAGGAGUUUCUGGCUAAGGUACUUGCUGCUAACUAUGGCAAAGGGAUCAAGAAAAAAGGUUGCCAGAUACCAGAAGGACCAGUCAGGAUGUAUGUGGGGUUUGAUUAGUAUCUUUGAUUUCCGCCAUGGUCGCUCCUCACAAAAAUUGCUGGUGGACAAGAAGCGGGGGAGCAGGCGACUAGAUGGGACUGCAUAUGCGAAUAUUAAUCUUGAGACAUUGACUGAUUCAUGUGAAAUCUGUAAUGACAAUGAAGGCUCGGUCCAAUGUGAAACAGCAGCAAGCGACAUUAGUAAAUUGAGCGUGAAAGAACUAAUGGAGGAAGAGAUGCUUGGGGAGCAAGAUCAGAAAAUUGCUAAUGGAGAAGCAAAGCUGAAUACAACAGGUGACGGAGGUAAUGUGAAGAAGAAUCGCCGAUGGAUGAGAAAUAAGAUGUCCCUUGAUCUAGAUGCUAGUGGCUUUGUUGCAGCCGAGGACUUAAAAGCUGAAAGGCCUAGCCACCGAAAGAACAAAUCCUGUGGUAGUGUCGACCUAAAUGUAAUUGUGGAAGAACUAUGUAACAGGAUUCACCAAAAGGGUACCAGUUGUCAGAAGCAUGGUCAAGAUAGAGAAUGUACCAUCCAAUCCACAGAAGAUCCUUCUGUCAUAGAGAGAAAAUUGUGGGAAUCAACAAAGGUGUUGGUGAAUCAUUUUACUGAUGGAAAUAGCUCCGGUAAAGAUGGUAAAAUUCAACCUUCAAAAGAACUCACCGAUGCCCUUCAGAUUCUGAAUUCACACAAAGAUUUGUUUCUGAAGCUCCUACAGGAUCCAAACUCACAGUUGGUGAAACACAUACAAAGUUCGCAGGAUAUUGAAGUUGAAGAAGGCAAGUUCAAAGUGCUGACAGGGUCUGACAUGCUACAGCAAGAUAUUGGUAAUGCUAAACAACAGAACUUCUGGAGGAGGUUUAAGGGCUUGGAGAGAAAUUCCUCAAGAAAAACCGAUACUUCAGAGGAUAUAAACAGAAUUGUUGUUUUAAAACCGGGUCCACCAAGCUCAAAUAAUUCUGAAACGGCCUCCCUGUGCAGUUCAUUACCAGGAUCUCCUCAGACCAAAGGAGACAAAGGUCAAUUUGAAAGAUCAUAUUCCCCCUUUUCCUUUUCCGAGUUUAAGAGAAAAUUGAAACAUGCCAUGAGGAAAGAGCAACAUAGGUUGUCCCAUCAACCGUCAGAUGAUCAUCCUACUCUGGCCAAUCAAGAGAAGAAAUUUAGUGGAGAAUUGAUUGGAAUGGCUUCUCCUAGUAGAGACCAUUUCUUUAUCGAAAAAAUACCUAAAACUUCAGUUGGCAAGACAGGAAAGCUAAAAGAUGACAGUGCUCUUACUCCUGAGCAAAGGGUAUCCAACAUUUAUAUUGAAGCUAGGAAGCAUCUUGCUGAGAUUGUAGGAAAUGGUGACAUAGAUGCAGAUAUUCCUAACAAAAAAGGGCCCAGGUCUCUUGGGAAAAUACUUGCUUAUUCCGGCUACAGUUCUCCUAUAUGCAGUCCUAGAACAGAGGGAGGUAUGAAAUCGCCACCCAAUGGGGAAUGUCAAACAGGCGAUGAGAAGUCAUCUCAAAUCACGCAAACAAGCUAUGUCAGCCAUCCAGCUCAAGUGAAGGAAGAGUCACAAAAUGAGCUAUGCAUAGCUGUUGACAAACCUGUCCAUGAAGCUGAUGUUUCCAUCAUUGAAACUCUUACUAUUGAAGGGCUUCCUCACGAAAGGAAUAAUGAUGAGCCUACCUGCGAAACUGAGGCUUUGACUUCUGAAGUUCCCGUGGUAUCUGUUAGAUCUCCUGAUGCACAGUCACCGAAAGAGAGUGAUGCGAAGGAAAUCUCCACUGAACAAUUCUCACCAUCUCCCAUUAAGAAGAAUGAUCAGGAAGAUAGUAGCUGCUCAACAUGUUCCGAUAAAAAUUUGCAUCCAACAAUCCUAAAAGAGGAUUUAUGUGAAGAGAACAAACCAUCAUCGUCUUCAAAUGCGUCACCACUUAUUUGUAAAUUGACUGAGAAUGAUGAAGAUCUAGAUACCGCGAGUGAUGCAACAAGCAGGCAAAGUCCCAUAUCUGUUCUCGACCCAUUAUUCCAAGAAGAUGACAUUAGCCCUCCUGGCAACAAGUAUUCGAAUGAGCCUAUUCGACCACGACAAAUAAGGUUUGGAGAAGAAAUUUCUGCACCUUUAGAACGAGUUUUAAGCUGCAGGACUUGUGUGCAUGAUGACAAGUAUACGAUUGAGUUUGUUAAAGCUGUGGUCCAAAUGUCUGGUUUGUCUUGGGAGGAGCUUCUCCAAAGGUCGAUUCUCUCGGAUCAUCUUGUCGAUCCAUCAUUGCUUGAUGAAGUCGAUUUUCUCCCAGACCUGCUUUCUUGUGACUUCAAUGUUCUCUUUGAUCUUAUCAAUGAAGUUCUUAUCGAGAUCUGUUGUUUGAACUUUGGCUGCUUGCUAUCACUUACAAUGCCAUACGUUCAACCAGAGUUAAAAGGAAAAGAUAUAUUUACUGAGAUAUGGAAGAGAGUCGACUGGUACUUAAAGCUGGAGGGACCCCCACGAACGCUAGACCAGAUUGUCGAAAAAGACUUAGAAAAACCUGGGAAAUGGUUGGACCUGCAGCUUGAUUGUCAGUGCAUUGGGAUUCGAAUACAAGAAGCCAUUCUCGAAGAACUGGUGCAGGAAACAAUUUUGAGCUUUGAUACUGCGGGAUUGGAGAGUGAAUCUUCCGUCAUCCAACAGGCUGUAGCAAAGGAUAUUGACAUUGACGUUGAGGUAUGACUGCGAUUGACUUCCUUCCAGGAGCUCCCUUUGGAAAUCCGGGCAGUUAGAAAGACUCAUGGGAGCAAAGUAGAAUAGGUUGCAACCUAACAAUACAUCAGAGUUCCUGAGCAAGAAUCUGAGAUCAGCUCGUGUUUCCUAACUUGGAACAAUAGUAACAUCGGAUUGCUGAUAACGUACCACCUAGUUUCACGAAGAGUUGGCUGGAACAACUUUUCGGUAAAUGCUGUAGGAAGUGAAUAGCUGACACAACAGGUUUCCGACAGGUUCAUGCUGGGCCAAUGCAUUCGAAGUCGUGGAAACUACAUUGAUUGUUUGAGAAGUUUAUAGGAUUUAGUGUGUGUAGCGUUUUGAAGGGUGUGUGGUGGUUUAUAGUUUCUGUUUGUACAUUUUUUACUUGGGUGUUUCUCGGGGCUGAUUGGUUUUAGUUUAUUCCUCCCCUUGAUUAUAUCAUGUUAUAGCUAUAACCGAGUGUAUAAGCGUGUGUAAUUAGGAAAUAAAGAUGGAAGUGAAAAUCACACAUAUAUACACAUCUAUAUAUAUUUAGUAAUAGUGUAUCUUCUCAAAA